CCUCCAGACAUUUUCAGGUGAAAUCUGAGAUCUUUGAGCUUCUGUUGGUGCAGGACUGGUUUUCAACACUCACCAUGAGGACUGUGUCAGGGAGCAAGUCUCCAGUUCUGUACCUGCUUGGGAUUCUGACCUUACUCCUCUGCCCCACCAGCCUACAUGGUUGCAGUUCACCACCCAGAAUUAAACAUGGACACUUUAGAUAUACUAAUACAGGACUAUCAUUAACUGAUGUGGUCGAGUAUGAAUGUCAGGAGGGAUAUAUCCUUGUGGGAGAGGCUAAAAUCACCUGCACGUUUUUCAAAUGGUCAGCACCGGCUCCUCAGUGUAAAGCUCUGUGCCUAAAACCAGAAAUAACAAAUGGAAAACUGUCUGUGGAGAAGGCUCAGUAUGUCAACCCUGAAGCUGUCACCAUCAAAUGUGACCCUGGCUUUAGGAUAGUUGGUUCCCAGAAUAUCUCUUGCUCAGAGAACAAAUCUUGGAGUCCGGAUGUACCCAAGUGUGAGAAGGUAGGCACUAAAGGUUGUAAGAAAGUCUUCGAAGGCCAAAAUCUCUUACAGUGUCUCCCAAAUCCCUUGAACUCAAAAGUGGCCCUGGAGUUAUAUAAAUUGUCUCUGGAGAUUGAAAAACUGGAGGGAGAAAUAAACAAAGAGGAAAUUGCUUGAGGCUUCUCUUGGAUACAUGCUCAAGAAAGAAGUUACAGUAUCCAUAUACUUCGCUAUGCAGGAGAGUUCUUGCCCAAUACACAGUAUCUUUUACUUUACUAAUUUUUGUUAUGUCUUUCUAAUUAUCCUUUGAAUAGCUGUGAUUCCUGAUGCUCAUAAUUCACAUCUUCUCUCUUUUUGGUCCCUGGGGUUGGAUUUAUCAACUUUAUUGAUACAUGUUUUAUGGCUUAGAAUGUAGCGCUUGCUAAAUGUUCCAUGUGUUCUUGUAAAGACUGUGUAUUUUGCUGCUGAGAGGCACUUCCUAUAAAGGUCAAUUAGGUAAAGUUGGUUGCUAAUAUGGUUCCAGUCUUCUCUAUCCUUGCCGAUUUGCUGUCUACUUGUUUUAGCAAUUAUUGGGAGAAGGGGUAUCAAAAUUCUCCUUGUAGGUUUGUCUGUCAUUCCUUGCAGCUGUUAGUUUUUGCUUCAUGUAUUUUUAAGUACUAUCAUUAGAGGCAUAAAUGUUUAGAAUUUGUAUGUCUUCAUGAUAAAUUGAUUCUUUUAUUAUUGUUUAAUAAACUUCUUUAUCUUUCAUAAUGUUCUUUGUUCUCAAAUACACUCAAACAUAUGUCUGAUAUUAAUAUAACCACUUAACCUUUAUUUUUCUGUAAAUUUCUGGAAUUCUGAGAGCCAAAAGUGUGUAAUUUUCAGUAGCUACAUUUCAAAAGUAGAAAUAAACAUUUGAAAUUAAUUUCAAUAAUAUAUUUUAUUUUACCCAAGUUUGCAAAAUAUUCUCAUUUUGACAAGUAAUCAAUGUAAAAGUUAUUAGUGUUGUAUUUAACAUUCUUUUCCCCAUACCAUAUCUCCAAAAUGUAAAUGUAUAUAUUUACAGGAUAUCUAAAUUUAAACUCACCAUGUUUGAAAUGCUCAGUAACCACAUAUGGUUAAUGACUAUCAUAUUAUAUAAUGUAAUUCCA
Messenger RNA from Hippopotamus amphibius kiboko, 1615 nucleotides. RefSeq names its product C4b-binding protein alpha chain-like. The transcript has 4 exons. Bases 75 to 662 code for a protein of 195 amino acids. Lineage: Eukaryota; Metazoa; Chordata; Mammalia; Artiodactyla; Hippopotamidae. The record is from RefSeq and is a predicted model, not a curated record.